AUGGACUUAGGAACAGCCAUGUGUGUUGCUCAAACCUUGUUUGCAGCGCUUGAAUGUUCUGAUCUCAAAGACAUAUGUUCCGUUGCUGGUUACAAGUCACAACUAGAUCAGCUCCGUGGAACUGUCUCCAGAAUCAAAGCUGUGCUUCGGGAUGCGGAGGCCAAGCAAGAGCUGUCUGAACAAGAACAACUCUAUGUCGAGAAUCUCAAGGAUGCUGUUUAUGAAGCAGAUGAUCUGUUUGACGAGUUUGUCACUCUUGCUCAACAAAAGAAGCUCACCAAGGGUAUCAAGGUGCGUCUGUUCUCUGUAUUUAGCAAGUUUGGGGUUGCUUACAACAUGGCUCAAGGGGUUAAGAAAAUCAAGAGAAAGUUGGAUGCUAUUGCUUAUAAUAGUCAGUUUAGCUUUAACUUUGACCCUAAGCCGAUCAAGAGUAGAAGGCCAGAGACUUGUUCCUAUGUGUAUGCAGAUGAUAUAAUUGGAAGAGAGGUUGAUUUGGAGAUGAUUGUUGAUGAAAGGGUCAAAAGUGCAUUUCCAUUGAAGUUGUGGACAUGUGUUUCUGACCAAGAUCAAAAACAGCUGGACAAGAAAGAAAUCCUUGGUAAGAUUCUCGAAUCAGCUACUGAUGUCAAACAUCAUGAUUCCUCGAUGAAUUUGGUGCAAAGCCAACUUCAGAAUCAACUGGCAGGAAGAAAAUACUUGAUUAUUUUGGAUGAUGUGUGGACUGAGAAUCGUGAGCAAUGGCGCGGUCUGGUAGAGUACUUGAUGGGAGGUCAAAGUGAAAGUUGGGUUGUGGUGACUACACGUUCACAAGAGACGGGGAGAAUUAUUGGAGAUGGUCCAACUUACGAGCUCAAAGGAUUGUCAACGAAGGAUUCUUGGCGUUUGUUUGAAAAAACAGCAUUUGGAUCACAACUAUCAAGAGCUCUUCCAUAUGACUUGGCUAAAAUUGGCCAAGAGAUUCUUGAUCAUUGUGAUAACAUCCCUCUUGCCAUAAGAGUGGUGGGAAGUCUUCUCUAUGGUCAAGAUAAACGUAAGUGGCUAAUGUUCCAGGAAUUUGGAUUAGCAAAGAUCAAAGAAUCCAAUAAUGGCAUCAUGCCUAUACUGAAGCUCAGUUAUUAUCACCUAGAAUCCCCAUUGAAGAGUUGUUUCAGUUACUGUGAAAUGUUCCCUAAGGAUUUUGGGAUAGAGAAAGAGAUGUUGAUUAGCCUUUGGAUUGCUCAAGGUUACAUUGUACCAGACGAUUGUCAAAGCAUGGAAGAUAUUGGUGAGGAAUACUUUUCGAUUUUGUUGCGGAGAUGUUUCUUCCAAAACGUGUGGAGAGAUAAAUCUGGUGAUAUAAAACGGUUUAUGAUACAUGAUCUGAUGCACGAUGUUGCUCUAGAAGUAGCAGGAAAGGAGAUUUGCUCAACAAAUAUCAUCACCAGCAAUACUGUGGAUAAAAAAGUUCGACACACCUCUGUUAUAAAAAGCGAAUUUGCAAGGCACUCUUUCAACAAGACCUAUAUACGUUCAUGCCUUGUUUUUGGUAGUUGGAUACCGGCUGACAAGAUGGACCAACAUUUUGCUGAUGCAUUACUAGCUAAUUGGAAGCACUUAAGGGCAUUGGACUUGAGUUGGUCACAUAAAAGUCUGCCAGACUUGAUAGGUGACCUGCUGCAUUUAAGGGGAAUGGAUAAGUUUACUGCCCUUCACACACUCACUAAUUUUGUAGUAAAUGAUGAAUUGAGUUCAAGUUGGAAGCAAGAACUAAAAGAUCUAACGAAAUUGAAAAAUCGUCUUCAAAUCAACAUCUUCUCUAACAAGAUUACAAAUGUUAAGGAAUAUGGUUCAAGGGAGGGAGGAUCCCUGAGUACAAAGGAACAUCUAAAUUGUGUAGAGUUUGAGUUUUGUGAAGAGGAGGGUGAUAGAAAAGGGCAUAGCGAUGAAGCAUUAGUGGAAGAGCUGCAGCCACAUUGUAAUAUCAAGGAACUUGGGAUGAAGGGAUACCGUGGUAUAAGAAUGCCGGGAUGGGCAAGGGGAGAUAAUCUGGCAACGUAUUACCCAAAUCUUGUUGCAAUAGAGAUUGAUAAAUGUCCGAAAUUGCAGUACUUGACAUGCUUAGGAAACCUGUUGCAUCUGAAAAACCUGGAUCUUAAAAAGUUGCUGAGUUUGGAGUACAUUGGAAACGGUCAAACAGAGAAUAGCAUAAGACAUACGAGAGCUGCUUCUACACAAGCUCAAGGGUCGUCUUUCUUUCCAUCUCUUGAAGGACUUUUCUUAUGGGAACUGCCAAAGUUGAAAGGAUGGUGUGUUGAAGAUAAUGAUCAGCUCGAUAUCAGCAGCAGUAGCAGUAGCAUGCCACAGUUUCUGUUUUCUCAAUUGAAAUCAAUGGUCAUAUUCGAUUGCCAGGAACUCACAGCCAUAUUGCAGUGCCCCGUAGUGGAAUACUUGUCUGUAUCGAAUUCCAAUAAAAGAUUGCAAAUUAUUGAAAGGGUGAUAAAUGAUACGGAAACAGGGGAUGAGAAUGGGGAAUCAAGUAGUAUUUUCUCAUUUAACUUUCCUAAAUUAAGGCAUCUGGGGUUAGACAUGGUGACACGGCUACCUUCAUUGCCCAAAAAGUCUUUUCACAGUGUUAAAAUUCUGGAGAUAGACAGUGACAAGGAAAUAGAGAGUCUGGAUGAAGUAGGAGAGUUAUUUCGUAACUGCUUGUCUUCGUUGCAAGAAUUGAAAAUUGGUAAAUGCCCGAAAUUAAAGAGUGUGUGUGGAGGAUUGGUGCAUCUGACUGCCUUGGAGUCGUUAAAGAUCGACGAUAGCCCUGAUUUGAGCCUAUCAGAAGAGGGAAAGAUUGUCAGUGUGGUGACAUGGCGAUCCCUCCAACAUUCCCUCCGACAUUUGGAAUUGGUUAAUCUCCCGGUGCUGGUGGUUCUACCUAGUUGGAUACAGUACUUGACCGCCCUCCAAACCCUUGAAAUUAAACUUUGUUACAGACUAGAAUCAUUUCCGGAUUGGAUGCCCAAACUUACCUCGCUCACUCGGCUUUCUGUUGAGUACUGUUCAGCACAACUCAAACAAAGAUGCCAACGUUCAACAGGGAUGGACUGGCCACACAUUCAACACAUCCCUUCCAUCGAAAUCUCCUUGUAA
Spinacia oleracea (spinach) is the source of this 3123-nucleotide messenger RNA. Its product is annotated as putative disease resistance protein RGA3. The transcript is spliced from 3 exons. NCBI's taxonomy places the organism in Eukaryota, Viridiplantae, Streptophyta, Magnoliopsida, Caryophyllales, Amaranthaceae. The coding region runs from base 1 to 3123 and encodes 1040 amino acids. Gene Ontology annotation, molecular function: ADP binding. The record is from RefSeq and is a predicted model, not a curated record.